Hydractinia symbiolongicarpus is the source of this 15269-nucleotide messenger RNA. RefSeq lists its product as uncharacterized. The transcript is spliced from 83 exons. The record is from RefSeq and is a predicted model, not a curated record. Gene Ontology annotation, biological process: microtubule-based movement. Lineage: Eukaryota; Metazoa; Cnidaria; Hydrozoa; Anthoathecata; Hydractiniidae. Bases 101 to 14938 code for a protein of 4945 amino acids. Gene Ontology annotation, molecular function: ATP binding; dynein intermediate chain binding; dynein light intermediate chain binding. Gene Ontology annotation, cellular component: dynein complex.
GUUUAUAUUUUUUGUUUCAGCAUUUAACAACUUCAUAAUUAUACAUGACUUACAAACAAAAACAUGUCCAUCGACAAGGUUUAUUGCUAUGUAAUUUGAUAUGGAAUCUGAUGAAAGACUGAGGUGGAUAGAGACACACGUGAUAUCUUCAUUAAAACCAACUGCUGAAGAAUUAAAGCAACUGUUUGGACAUGAACAUUCAAGGUCUACCUUUCUGCAGUUUUUUUUGAAUGAAGAAAAGUCAGCUGUGUUUGUUUUUAAAUCAAAUGAAGAUGAUCAAACAUUGUAUGCAAGUUUUGAUGCACCCGAGGUUGUUGGUACAAAAUUUAUUGUAUUCUUGCGCGUAUGUGGAAGUGGGAAGAUAACCCGUGAUAAUUAUGCUCGCAGUUUGUUCUACAUGGAUUGGAGCACUAAUUCUGUUGAGCAGUUUGAAGUGUUAACACGAUGUAUCUUUCUACCAAUGAUAUGUAUAGAAGAAAAAGGCGUUGUAAGCUGUGACAAAAUUUUGGAUUUGCUGCAUCGGUUAAUGGCUUCCACGCAAGUAAUGGUAGGAAAAGAUAAGGGUGUUGUUACAUUAGCUUUACCAUCAAUGGAUGUACUAAGUGAAGUAGCUUGUUACGGCCAUCGCCGUUUAACUGUGGUUCAUAUCCUUGAAACUGUAUUGAUUGGUUGGAUAAAGCAAAUUAAAACUGCAUUGAAAGUUGAUAUACAGCACUACCUGAAAAAGAUUCAUGGUAACCUUCCAGAACCCUUAGCUGAAAUUGAGUUUUGGAGAGGCAGAGCUUCAAUGAUUGAAAAUAUUAAUGCACAGUUAUCCUCAUCUCAGAUAGUUGAUGUUUUAACUGCACUUGAAGAUGCUGGAAGCAGUUAUGCUAGAUCGUUCCAUGCUAUUAAAAAAGAAAUUUAUAAGGCAGAGGAAGAAGUACUGCAUAAUCUUAUUUACCUUGGUACAUUGGAAAAAUAUUUCGAAACUAUGACAGUGUCAUGUGACUCUGACGAACUGACAUUGUGUUUCAAACCAAUGAUGCAUACAUUGCUUCUUAUAUGGACAUAUUCUAGAUUUUACCAUGCUCCUGUCAAUAUUAAGCGUAUGCUAACUAUGAUAUCAAACCAAGUUGUUGCAAAAGCGAAGUUCAUUAUGGGUGAUAUUUUCAUUGAGGAUAUUGAGAGUAACAAGUAUCUAAAAGAAUCAUUAAGGAUUUGUGCAGCAUUUCGUGGAACAUAUCUUGACACAAAAGAUCAAGCUGAUGCAAUUAACAGAUUAAAAGUUGAAGAGCAAGCUGAAUUCAGUGAUGACCAAGUUGGUGUUGUUUGGCACAGCUCAGUGUAUCGCAAUGCUCGGACACAAAGAGGUGUUGGCCUUUUCACCAAGCCUAAACAUACUGGUAUGGUAGAAUUGGAAGGACGAUGGGAGAACUCCCCAUGGCCUGUUCGAACAAGCAAAGUGUUCGCCAUUUUAAAUUCAUUUAUGGAAAGAUGCAAUGAUGUAAUAGAGUUGGUUGCAGCUACACAACAGUUUGACAAAAUUAAAAUGGCGACCGAUAAUAAAGGUGCUGGUGAUGUUAACACAAAUGAACAAAUUAUUGAAACCUGCGACAUGUUUAGCCAAGCCUUAAAUGUUUUUAACAAAAAUGUCAAGGAUGUCUUUGAGUUUGGAAAGCAUCAGCAGUUUGAGUGCUCAUUUUUUCAUUUUCGAUCUGUUGUUCAGAAUUUGGAAAUCCAGCUUGGUUCUAUAUUGUCAGAAAGCUUGAAGUAUGGUUGGGAUACUUUGUCAAAACUUCGAUUGCUUGAUGUGUUUGAAGAUAUUACUAAAAGAGAACUUAUUCAGAAAGUCUUACAAAGCACUUUGUCACAAUUUGUUGUUGAUGUAAUGCAACAAGUAAAGGCAACAGAAGAACUGUUUUUAAAAGGAGUUACCAUCACAUCCAGUCAUUUGCAUCUACCACCUCUUACCAAUAAGCUAUUAUGGCUGCGCUCUCUGAACAAACGGAUAGAGCAAUUGGUGAAACUACUGAAUUUAGUUGCUCCCAUGUGCUUCAAGGGUGAGCUUGGUUGGAAGUUAAAAGAUUCUUUUCAUGUACUUUCUAAGGAUCUGAAAAGGGAUGAACGUGAUGCUAUUGUUGCUUGGCUAAAGGAAUUUCACAUUGGUAUCUUGGAUAAGCUAAAUGAACCUAUACUUGUUUAUGGUUUAAGUAACAUUGAAGUAAACUUAGAUGACAAACUUUUAAAGCAACUAAAGGAAAUACAUUACUUGAUUUCUCCACCACUUAAUGUUGACAUUUCAGACGAAAUCAUGCAGAAAGUGAAAUAUGUUGAUGUAACAGCUAUCCGCUCUCAUUCCAUGAGAUUGAGUACUGCAUUGUGUCAGUAUAUUACUGUCCUGAAUAAGUUGAAAGACAUUGAGAGACCCCUUGUUAAUGAUAAAUUGAUCAGAGCUGAGGAGCUACUGAAAGAAGGGUUAAACAAGUUAACCUGGAAAGAUAUUAGAGUUUGUGAUUACGUGGAAAAUGUUGUUCAUUUACUGUGUUAUGAUCUUUACCAAACUGUGCAAUGUGUCCAAGAAAAUUUUCACAGCAUUUCAGUGAUUGUAAAUACCUGGACAGCAAGAGUGCUGGAAUUGCAAUAUGCCGAGCAGCUAGUAUUUCCACACAAAGUUGAGGAAUUGAACAAACUAAAAGUGUAUGAAGCAGAUGAUAUCAACGUAAAAAUAGUAUCUGGUCACAAAAAAAUACAUACGCUACUUUCUCAAACCUUUGAGGCUUUGCAUAUCAGUAGAUCUUCUCCACAAUGGCUUGCAUAUCUUCAACAUGUUAAUAGUAUUGUUCUAAAUGGUGUGCAAGAAUCAGUCAUAACGUCAUUGCAAAAUUUGUUCAACAAUAUGGUAGUAAAAAGCCUGAAGAACGACGGAGAUGUUUUACCUUUGGUUCAGUUGGAUGUUCACCUAAUUGGAUCAAUCAUAUAUUUUUCACCACCUGUUGACCGUGCUUUUGCUACGCUCUCUUUGGCAGAAUAUGUUGAACAGUGGUUGGAUGGUAUAUUGGCAAGGCUAAAAUUGAUAAAGUUUAAUGAUCAGGAGAAUCUAAAAGAUUUGCACAGUAGGGAAAUCGACGUUAUGUUACAUCAUAUAAAAGAACUUGUUAAUGAAGCUACUGCUGAAUGCAAGAAUUUAACCAACAUUUUUAAAGAUUACGCCUUUCUGUGGACGCAAGAUGUUAAUCAUACAUUCAGAGAAUUUCUUAAAGGUAACAUCUCUAACCGACCUUACUACCAGUCAAAUGCAGAAGAUACAAGGUCACAAGCAUCUGCAAUGUCAGCAUCAAGAUCACGGCUUGAUUUCAAAGAUAAUUGUUCAGGUACCUCAUCAGUUGCUACCAUGGGUGUAAUGGGCUUUGGUGAAACGAAGUUUUUGAAAACGCCCAAUGCAGAAGACGGUUGCCCAAAUUUGGAUGAUUUUGAUAAGGAAAUAGAAGUGUUUCAAAGAGCCAAACAUGAACUGUCAUCAGCCAAAUUGACACACGAUUUGCGAUGGAUACGUAUAAAUUUUCAACCAAUUAUUGAAACAAUUCAAACAUACGCCUCAAAGUGGAUGUAUACUUACACCAAAUAUCUUGCAGACCAGGUUCAAGAAACACUUAACUCAUUGGAUGUAUUUCUCAAAAGAAUCGGGCCUGAUGUUGAAGCAAUAACUGGCAAAGAACAAGACAUACAUUCUUUUAUGAAGCUAAUGAGGAUAUUUAAUGAGGUGAGCAAACAACAGGUGGAAAUUGACAACAAAUUUAUUGCCAUGAAACGUACCAUCAAUUUACUUGAGAAAUAUGGACAAACUCUGCCAGAAAAAACUCAACACUUUUAUAACGCUGCACCUGGCAGAUGGGACAAUCUUAAGAUGAAAGUAAAUCAGGCUAAGCAAGUGUUGGGGCCAAAAAUACAAGCUGAAGAAAGCAGUGUUAUAAAGGUAUUGACAGACUUUAAAGAACAGUGUGCUAACAUUCAGUCCGAAAUGGAAGAUUCUCAAGUGUAUAACCGCUCUAUUGUAGUAUCUGCCGCUUACACACUUAUUCAUCAAUUUCAGAGUGAAAUUCAUCUUCUUGAGUCUGAAGCCCAGGAUUUGAUUGAAUUGCAAGAGUUGUUGGAAAAGAACAUUGUGGAUUUCAAUAUCAUCAACAGUAUGUUUGAUGAAUUAUUAUGUCUACGUCAAGUUUGGGAUGCUUGCAGAUUAAUUAGAGACCAACAGAUGGAAUGGAAACGCCAUCGUUGGCAUAAGAUUAAGACAAAGUUAUUAAAACGUGGUUUAGAUGCUCAAUAUGAUAUCAUAAGGAGACUUCCUGAUAAAGCACAUGGUUGGGAUGUCACAUUAAGUUUAAUCGAAAUGAUAAAUGAGUUAUAUUCCUGUAUUUCAAUAAUGGAAGAUUUCAGUAAAGUAUCACUUCGGCCUUGUUAUUGGAAGCAGUUCAUUCGGUUAAUGGCAGGUGCAAUUAAUAUCACCCAUGAUAAUUUGAUAAAAAUGAACUUAAAGAAUCUAGCAGAACUAGGAUUGCAUCAUAAUGCGGAAGAAGUUCACACAGUCAUAAAGAAAUCUUUGGAAGAUGUUAGCAUUGAAAAUAAGUUGAAGUUGUAUGAGGAGAUCUGGUUAAGCAAGGUGUUUGAAAUUAAAAAACACACCCGCUUGGUUUCUGACUCAGUGAAAAAGAAUUCGUUAACUGGUAGUGAAUUUGGUGGUGUAACAGAGCCUGAGCUUGGGUUUUCGGUGCAGGGGUACACACCUACAGCAAAGAAUACCAGACAGUCUCGAUUGUAUUCAAGGGCAAGUGUGACACAAACACCGGAUGUUGAUGGAGAUCCUACAAAGUUUUUGAUAUCAAAUGUUGAACUAAUCUUGGAAGAGUUGCAUUCACAUCAAAUGUCAUUGGAAAGCAUGCUAAAAACAUCUUCUGCCACUUCUUUUAUGGAUGACAUUAUCAAAUGGCAAAAGACCUUGCAGCAAGUUGAAGUGUUUAUUAAUAUGUUGAUUGAAAUACAAGAAAAAUGGGUUGAUCUUGAUGACAUAUACAAUUCUGCAGAGAUGAGAAUAUCUUGUCCUCGUGAGAGUGCAAUAUUCGCAUUAUCGAGUCGUGAUUUUGAUGUUGUUAUAAAAUCAGUAGAGAAAAACCCUAAUAUACUUCAAGUUGUUUCUACUUCUAACAUAUUCCAAAAUCUUGAAAGAAUCACUAUGAUGUUAAGUCAAUGUCAGUUAACGACUGCUCGUUAUCUGGAGAAAAGGCGUUUUAAAAAUCCAAAGCUUCUUUUACUGUCCACACAAGAAGCAUACUCCAUUAUUUGCAAGGGUUAUGAUCCAAAUCUGUUGUCACAACACCUGCAUAAACUUUUUAACAACAUCAAUUCACUAAAGACUGACAUUUCUGAAGAUGGUUUGUUGUAUCACAUCACUGGUUUUUACAGCAGUUUUGGAGAAUUUAUUCCCCUGCAAAAGCCAAUUGUAUGUGAGAAUGGUAUUGAAAACUGGCUAUCGGAGUUGGACACUGGCAUCAAAUUAUGUAACCAGUUAAAUCUAUCAACAUUGUUAAACGCAACAUUAACUGAUCAUCUGGAGUCACUGCAUAGAAACAAGAUCAACCAAGAUACUGUUUUCUCCAGUUCAACUGAAAAGAAUCAAAGACGUGCAUCUAAAGAACACGAGCAAUCUGUUGAUCCUGAUGUAUCCAGCCCAAUUCAAAAGAAAGAUCCAGCUGCAUCUAAAUCUGACGUGUUUACAUAUAUGCUAGGCACAUUACUUCCUCUUCCUGAUAACUGGAAUUUUAAUGAAUCUAGCGAUGCUAUUAUGCUUAGUAUGAAAGUCACUAUAUCCAGCCUUCUUAAUAAUUACUUCCAAUCAUACAUUAAUGGAAACGAGUCAUCAUUAAGCUCAUGCUGUGAGAAACUUAAUGCAAUUAUUGUAUCUCUAAGCGACUUCUUACUUGCUCAAACCACUAUUAAACUACAGAAGAAGAAUGCUGAAAUGAAAAACUGUGCAGAUGAUAUUCCAUUAAAUCUCGAAAGUUUGGAUAUUUCCUUAUCUCCAGUUGAAAGUGAAUAUAAAGAAACGGAUAGUACACUGGAGAGAACCGAAACAGAAAACGUAAACUUAGACGUUUAUCAAAUUCACAUUAUAAAAAGUCUCAUUCAAUAUUUUUCUAAUGAGCGUAACUUUAUUAAGAACUUGAUCCAUGUGGUCUUCCUUGAUUUGGAAGGGGACAUGAGAAUCCCUUUCGAAUGGUCCAUACACCCAUUUUAUAAAUUCAAUAACACUUCAUGCAUGCUUGACGUGGAGUUAGGUGAUACGUCUUGGAAUUAUGAAUUUGAAUUUCAAAGUGUCUCUCAUUGCCACACAGAGUUGGAGAAUGAAAAGAGCUUGUAUUGGCUAGCAAGCGGGGUAAAGCAUUACGAAGGAGGCUUUUUAGUGUCAAAACAGAGAUCUGAAGGUGAGGAGUUGUUAAAAACUCUAGCAAGCAUCACUGGACGAACCCUAUUCAGUUGUUUUUGCACAUCAGAUCUGACCAGUGAUGUUAUCUGUGAUACCUUCAAAGGAAUUGCCAGCUCAGGUUGUUGGUUUUGCUUUAAAAACAUAGAGAACCUUGCACCAUUAGCUUUAUCUACAUUAUCAGUGUGUAUUAAGACUAUCCACCAUGCACUCACUAAUAAACAAACAUCCAUCACCAUCAAGCAAGAUGAAAUUACUAUGAAUCCAGAAGCUAUGGUUUUUGGCUUUUCUAGUUAUGAAACGUACUCGGAUAUUCCUAAAUGUAUAAGUGAGCACUUUCGAAUUGUGACAUACGUAUCGCCUAAUCCCAAACAUAUUAUUGAAGUUGGAUUGUAUAAUUCUGGUAUGGUGCUUUCAAGGUUGCUAGCUGAAAAUAUUGCCAUGUUUUUGUCUACCAUCUCCCAGAUUUUCCCCUGUUUUUCAAUGGGAUUUGGUGUUGCAAGGUUGAAUUCAUUAAUCGCAUUAAUUUACAAGUUUUACAUCAAAUCUCUGGCGAACAAGGAUGGACAAAAAAUUGCCAAAGAGUUGUCAACAGUGAUAGAAGUUGGUGAUGAUAAAAGCAAUGGUUUGCCCAUUUUUAGCGUGGAUUGUGAAAGUGAGAAUAAUCGCAUGAGUCCAGAAGGAAUAAAAAGUGAUGGAAAGAAACAAGCAGAACAAGACACUGCUUCUGAAGAUAAAGAAGGGAUUGAAAGAAAUAUACAAUUAAAAUCCAUUAUACUUGGUCUCCAUCAAAGUUUUGCUCCAACAUUAAAUGAAAAUGAUGUUGGCAUAAUUGAAAAUCUUUUAGCCGAUGCAUUUCCUCAGACUGACGUACAAGAGAUGCUAGAAAAUAAUAUAAAAUGCAAACAAUCUUGCAUAGUACAAGUAGAUGUUGACAGUGAGAAUUUUGAUGAAAAAGAGGGAAAAGCAAUUGGCACAAUCAACAAGGCUAUUGAAUUGCUAGCUCGAAUUGAAAAUUGGAGUGAGUUACGUGCUAGCAUUGUGGAGGACAUGGUGGAAAUGAUAUCUUCUGACAAAGUGGUUACGAUUUCCAGUAUGAUUGACUACUGGGCUUGGGAAUGCAUAUCGUCCUGUUUGGAAGCUUUUAAGAAGUUAAACAAUCAGACUAAAGUUCAUAUUAUUUGUCCUCCCGCUAUGAAACAUGGGCAAUUAUUUGGUCAGUUUGAUGCCUCAGGUAAAUGGAGUGAUGGUGUUCUCACAACUUCAAUUUUAUCUGCAAAGAAAGAACUUUCACAUCCACACUUUUUUGUCAUAGAUGGAAAGCUUUCCAAUGAAGAAAGUGUUAUAUUUGAAGGAUUGAUAUCUCAAGAAGGUUGCUUUUCUUUGCAAAAUGGAAGCUGUAUAAAGAUUCCUGAAAAAAUGAAAUUUAUUUGGAAGGUUGGAUCUCUUUCUAAGAGUAAAUUUUUUUUCAAAACAUCGGUAGUAAUGUUAGACAGACAACAAUGUUUAUGGCAACAGCUUCUAAAAUCGUGGUUCCAAAAGAAAAAUGCAGAUGUACGAAAUCAUUUGUAUGAAUGGUUCACACAGUAUGCAACCAAAAGUUUGGAAUAUUUAAACUCAAACACUGCAACAAGAUCUGACAGUGAAAAUGUUGAGUAUCAGAUAGUUGAAACGAUGUUGAAAAUAUUUGACAGUAUCACAGGUCAUGUUCAAAUUACUUCUGAUUAUGAUAAUUAUGCCAAUUAUGCAGCUUUUUGGGCUUUUAAUAAUGCAAUGCGACCUGCUAACAGAGAAGAGUUUUCAAAAUGGUGGCGAGAGAGUUGGGAAGCUGAUAUAUGUUUUCCUGAUUCAAGCGAGGUCAGCAAUUUUGUUGUACACCCAAAUACUCAUUUAUUUGUCAACCUAAAUGGUGGUCAAUAUUCUUGUGUAAAUCCGACUUCAAAUUUGUAUUUUACGAAUAAGAGCAAGUCAAUCUUAUACCUUGCCAAUGCAAUGAUUCGUUCUUCAAUAUCCUUCACACUUAAUGGAAUAGAAGGUUGUGGAAAGUCUACUUUGCUACGUGAAGGAUUAUUGAACCAAGACACUAAUGACUUUGAUGUGGUUACUAUCACUGCAAAUGAAUUUCUUACAAGCUCUGCUUUGUGGGAGAGGUUAAACGAGGAGUUCAAAUGGAAGCAUUCUUGUUAUUACCAGCCUAUUGAAAAGAAAAAACUUAUUUGCUUGAUUGAAGAUAUUCAACAAUGUCAGGAAGACAUUGCCAGUAAUAUUCCAGCAUGUGAGUUAAUUUAUCAGUUAAUCAGACACAGUGGUGCGUACAACCCUUCUAAGAAACAAUGGCAACAGCUAGAUGGUAUUAGCUUCAUAAUAACAUACAACCAUCAAAGAGGAGGUUACUAUCCCUCUGUUACAAGAUUGAUAACUAACAUUCCCAGUAUAUGGAUGCCAUAUCCCAGUUCUGAAGAGAGAGAAAAGAUGUUCGUCUCUUUGUUGUCCUUGCAUUUCAUUGGUACUGACGAUCAACAGUUACUCAUCUCCAGAGACGAAUCAUUAAAGAGUGAUAUGAGGAAGCAAAAGGAACGUGCAACGAUUUUACAGGAGUUGUUGACAAACAUAGUUCGAUGUACUGUUGAGUUGCAAGACAAAAUGAAAGAAAUGUUCUUACCUGUUCCAGAACGCUUCCAUUAUGUUUUUAACAUAAAGGCGCUGACAAAAAUUUUCAAGUCUGUGUGUGUUUGUGUUCCAGCUGACUCUAGCAGUGACAUCAUUCUAAAGGGGUGGUAUCAUGAGUUAUAUUGGACAUACUUUCAAUCUUCUAAUGCUGAUGUGGACCGUGAAAGGUGGUCAAAGAAUUUUAGGAUUGUUUUGCAAAAAAAAAUGAAUCAGCAACAGAUGGAUGUCAUCGGAAGUGUUAUUCCAAUAUUCACCAACCUGAGUAUUGCUGAAAAUGCUGACAGACAAUCUACUAACAUAUCACGAGGGCAGUGGCAUUGUCAUUAUCAUAUACCAAAGCUUCAACAAUUUCUAAACACCAACAUCAUGGAAUUCAACAAAGAUAAUGAAAAGAUCAAACUCCAUUAUUAUGAGGAAACUACCAGAUUGAUAUUUCGAUUACUUCAACUCAUCCAGUCACCAUUUUCUGUCGGUCACGCCCUGAUUGUCAGCGAAGGAUUUUCUGGUCUCGUACCUGUUGUUAUGAAACAAGUAUGUCAGUUGGGAGUGAAUGAACUUGUCACUAUUAAUGCAUCAGAUAUUGUGUAUGAUGAGAAGUAUUCACUGGAUCGAUUUAAAGACGACAUGGCUCGAGUGUUCAUUAACUGUGGUGUUAAAAACAGCAAGAUAACUCUUCUUAUCACUGAACUGGACAUGUUCGAAGAUGCUGUGAUCGCUAUAGUGGAAGAAUUUCUUCAGUUGGGAACAUUGUUCCAUAUCUUCAAAGAUGACGAGAAGAGGAUUAUAGUUAAUGCUGUUCGAACGUCAGGAGAGGAAAAGAAAGCCAAGUUAAAUACAACUGAAGUAUGGGAUGUGUUUAUGCAAAAUGUGCGAAGAAACCUGCAUGUUGUGCUUUCCCUGUCAUCAAUGGGUGAAAAAUUUCAAAAAAUGGCAUAUCAACACCCCACCUUGGUGUCAUGUAUGUCGGUAAUCUGUGUGAAGCAUUGGUCCAAGCAAGAACUUGUUUGCUGUGCACGUUUUCUUAUGAAAGAUUUCUCAGCCUUAAGUGAAGCUGAGCAAGACAACUUAUCGCAUUUAUUUGCAUCAUUGCACACAGCUUUACAACAUGCCGAUUCUGAUGUCAGAUUGUCUGGAACGUAUGGAAAUAUCACCAACAAGAACUUUGAACUUAUGAUAGAAAGGUUUUGUUUACACUAUGGCAAAAGAAAGAAAGAGUUAGAAGAAAAGAAAGCUGAUCUAAAGCAAGUAUUGAACACUUCCCAAUCAUCCAUGAAUAGCAUUGCUCAACUAAAAAAGAAGCUUGAACACGAAAAACAUGUUUUUGAACAAAAGCAGAAGGGGAACAAUACCUUGCUUACCCAGAUUGGUCAGGAUCGAGCAAUAACUGAAGAGCAGGUUCGUUUGGUGGAGAAGACAAAACAAAAAAUUAGAAAAUUGGAAAAUCUUGUGCCAACAUAUGAAGAAUCCCACAAACGUGCAGUGUUUAAAGCUGCUGCAGUUGUGAAGGAGACCAAGAAUGUUCUCGCUCAACUCGAUGACAAGGGGUUGUCGGAUCUGCGGUCGUUGCAAACACCCGAUAGCGAGUUAGAAGACUUGCUUGCUGCCGUCAUUAUCAUCGUAAAAUCACCAACAAGCGACUUAACAUGGAAUCGUGGUGCAAAGAGGAUCAUGGCGAACUUGGAACGCUUUAAAGAAGAAAUCUCUGUGUUUGAUGAAAGCGAGCUUCCUGAAUCGACGUUAGAAGUACUACGAACAUAUAUCAACAGACCUCACUUUGCUUCUGGUUAUUUGGAAAAUAAAACACACAAUUCAGUCGUUGGUUCGCUUGUGUCUUACGUACAUGGUGUCGUGAGGUAUAAUUACAUCAUGCAGUCGCGCGUCAAACCUCUUCAUGCGAAAGUCAUCGAAACUGCAGAACGAUUAGCGGAAGUAAAGAUGAAAAUAUCAACUAUGGAAGAAAAACGAAAAGAUUUAAACAAACGUUUGAAAACACUGGCUGCGAAGUACGAAGAAGCUUCAGUUGAGAAAUGCAAACAACGUGACAAUGUGGAGAACUUGACGGAAUUGUUAGAGAAAGCAGUACAAUUUCAGCUGGUUGUUAAGGAUUUGAUAGCCAACUGGGAAUCUCUUCUCGCCUGCAUUGAAAACGAAGAAGUCUUGUUACCAAGCAACGUCGUUCUGGCUGCUGCGUUCAGUGUUUACAUGCCUCCGUACAAACUCAGCUUUCGUAAACAUAUGCUGAUGAAUGUAUGGCCUAAAUGUUUGGCUGAGCAAGGCAUGAAUGCUUUUAGGGGCUCUAAAAGCGACAUAUCUUUUUUACUGGUUGUGUCUUCGUUUGGAAGUAAUACAGAAAAGGAAGAAAGUAGCGACUCUUCUGCGCAUGACUCGUAUCAAAAUCACUUGUUCGUAUUGGUCAGAUAUUUGAUUGGAGAAGAACUCUCUCGUCAUUGGUUAACAAUGAACUUGAACGUGGAUGACAUUGAGAAUUUGGCUAUGAUAAAGUCUCCAAUUCAACAGGCGUUGCUUGUCACCGACCCCUUAAAUCGUUUUAGUGGAUUGAUUUCACAUAUUAAACAUGAGACACAAGAUGUUGUGGAAUUGGAUAUGCAGCAAAGAGACAACACGUUUAUUCAAAGCAUUGAGAAAGCUGUACACUCAGGCUCGUUGCUGGUGAUCAGAAAUCUAGAUGACAGAAUAGAUCAUUUGUUUCACUCUUUGAUAUACUCACUUUGUGAGAUUCAGAACGGUAAGGUUCUCUACUGUAAAAACAGUGUCAAGUUCAACGGACAUCGACUUGAACAGCAUCCAAACUUUAAAUUAAUUUUAAUCUCACGUUUAUCAUCUCCAAAUAUUCCUGUUGAGUUUGCGUCAUUAUGUACUUGUGUUAACUUUGCACCAAAUCAAGAUAGUGUGCAGAACGAAUUGAAAUGGAGAACUUACUCCUUCUUGCGUCCAGAGUUGAUUUCGUGUAAACAAGAGCUUUAUUAUAACGCUUGUGUAUGUAUGAAACGUAUACAUCACAUUGAUGAAGCAAUGUUAAAAGUGAUCAAAGGAGAAACAGAUUUGCAACAACUGUGGACCAGCAAUUCAAGUUUAGAUGAGCUAUCAAAACAAAGAAAAACGUAUUCCGCUAAAUUACAAGAGGUUGACAACCAGUUCAUUCAGUUGAUACAGUAUUUUAAAAUCAACGAUCACACAACAAAACAAUGCACCGUACUUUUUAAAAUCAUGCAUAAUAUGAAGGCAGUACAACCCCACUAUCGUUUCUCUUGCGAACACUUUUUCAAGAUGUUUAAUCACUUCUUUCGAAAGUAUUAUGAAAGAAUUUCACGUGAAGAGAGAAUCUAUCAGCCCAAUGAUUCUGUUAUGAUUAGAAUAGAAGAAAUGAAAGAUGUACAACCACCUUUACAUGACAUCACUGAAGAAGAAGUUACCACUGCAAUGAAGACCUUUUAUCGUAUGUUUCUCAGAUUAAUGAAAAGGUCAUUGUCACCAAUUGAUUAUGAAGUAUUUUCACUGGUGUACAUGCUGUGUAAUGAAUUAUAUGACAGCGCUGAAAUGGAUUCUGAAUUUAUUCGAAUUUUGUUUGAAGAUGUGAAAAUUAAUCGAACGAAACAUAACGAAGACAUUAUCAAACCUGAUUGGUUACCUCAGGAUCGUUUCAACCAUUUCUUGAACAUGGUGCAAGAGUACCCAGCACUUGAGAAGGUGAAAAGCGUUCUGGAGACGCAACCAAGCCUUCUGAAGUACUGGUACGACAAACCGUUACCUGAGAAAUCAUUACCACCGCAACCAACUGGUGCAGCAUCUUCAGAUCCGCAACAUCUACGCUUUUUGAUUGUGAAGGCCUUACGUCCUGAUCGUUUGUAUUAUGCCUUGAAGUCGUUUGUCUCAGAAUGUUGUAGUGAAGUCUUGUCGAUGCAAAAUGAUGACGUCAGUGAGAUAUUGAAGUCUUUGGAGGGUUGUAGACCUGUGUUGGUAUUGCAAGACACAAAUCAUGCUUGUGCAGUAGAUGUUAUAAAAAAGUUUUCAAAAGGUCAAAGCGUCCAGGUUCAUUGUGUUCGAGUGAGUUCAGAGUUCGAUGAAGUAAUAGAUGAUGUUUUAACCUCCAUUGUUCAAAACGAUGAACACCUCAUCAUCGAAAAUAUGCAUUUAGCUACUAGAGAAGUAGUACAGAAAAUCUGCAAACGUUUGAUGCGGCUUCAAAUGCAACAGCAAUCUUCUUCUUGGCGUGUUUUCUUUGUGACUGAUAAUUGCGAGAAUUUGGACGAGCCGAAUCUGCGUUUUUGUCAUGUCCUGUCAUUAUCCGCCAUUUUGAAUAAAAGCACGGACGAUGAUCUCACGUGGAGUUUGAUCUUGCAGAAUAACGUUUUUCACUCUUUACAGGUGAUAAGAAAUGGUGUUUCGUCAAUACUUCAAAAUAAAUCUCUCCAAAUGAGAACUUUGAUCUUCUGCAUAUGUGUUUUUCAUGCCUACAUCAAAUCGUAUUACGACACCUGUGCUAUCAUCACCUGCGAUCAAGUGCUACGAGAUGCAAUCCAGUUCAUUCUUACUGAAACAGAAACGAAGAAAAUUGACAAUGUUUUGGUGCAUGACAUUCUACGAAUGAUAUGUGAGAAUAUUUAUGUGGCAACAACAAUUUCUUCCAACAGUUUAAAACUCGUCGCUAUGGAUAUUGUAUACAAACCAACAAUCUCUCACAAAUCUGUCAUAUGUGUCGGUGACGUGUCCAUUCCUGUUCCUCCUGCUAAUGUUGCGACAGAGAACUAUGCACAGUGGAUAAAAGAUAAGUUUGAUAGUAUGAAAAAAAGUCGUGAAUAUUCUGGUACAAAGUCUGCUUAUUUAAGAGGUGUAAACACAAAAAGAUCGGCAAACUUUCUGAGAAAAGCACAAAAUGUGAUGCGUGCUAUUAGUAACGAAAACAAACAAAAUAUUGAACCAUAUGAACUUAACGUGACAUUGUUACAUGAAAACAUCAGAAUAUGUAUGGAACACAUGCCGAAAUUGAUUGAGUUGAAGAAACCUGACCCUGAAGAUGGCCAGAUUAAACUUAUUUCGGUGAUUUUUGCCAAGGAGUGUCAAAUCUUUAAUGAAAACCUCUUGAUGAUUCGCAAAUGUUUGUUUUCACUGGAAAAUAACAUCUGCGGAGGUGUGGUUGCUAUUCCCGAUGUAUAUCGCAAAGAAGCUAAAGCAUUAUCGAAUAAACAUGUUCCUCCGCAGUGGAUACGCAGUGAUAUUGAAAAAAAUGAUUACCCAAUAAGUGAUUGGCUACAAGAGCUGGCUCUCACUUCAUCUCAUCUCUCGGAAGUUUGCAGCAAUAUCAAAGCUUAUUUCACGACCAAGCAAAACAUAUACAAAAUAAAACCGAUAAAUUUUAGCUGUCUCUCAGAUGCAAAUUUAAUAUUUACAUUAAUGAAGCACAUAAAAGCGACCGAAUUAUCGUCUGCGAAUGAGAUAUUUUUGGAUUGUUGUCUUGCUCAUCCAAAUGGUGCGCAGCCUAUCAGUUUAGAAUAUGUUGAACCUUCCACUGUUGUUAUGGCGACAGACAGCCUUUACCUGCAAGGUGCUUCGAUCGUCACUCAGGACUCUGCAUAUAUUUUGGAUGAAUACAGAAACACCGUUGAAGAUAUACAGAAAAUGCCGCUCGUGUACAUCUGGCCUGUCAAUAAACGAAGUGAUAAACUAGUUUACGAUUGCCCCGUUUAUACUGACAAGUCGCGUAAAAAGUUCAUUAUUCGUCUUCCAAUUGCUGUGAAGAAAAUACCCAGUGAAUGGUUGUAUUCUAAUCCAUGUCUGUUGUUAAAACCAUGAGUUUUUUAAAUCUGUUUUAAAAUUGUUCAGACAUGUUUGUUAGACAAGGAACGAUAUACGCCUUUCCUAGUGUGGUUGAUGUUCAAAACGCCCAAAAGGGCGUAACCAUAGUUCUUUUACUUUUUGUUGUUUGCUUACUAGAGAACGUGAUCCGCCCAGUAGAAAUUAUUAAGAAUUGUAAACGCGGAAUUAUAAGGAAAGGUAUAUUUCUCUUUCUGUUGUGUAACCAUAAUUCGAUAUAUUGUUAAUAGAGUUCAAGAAUGUAUUUUUAUAUUAUAUAUAUAUUUUCAGUUGAAAGAUCUAAUGUAUUCUUAUUAAAUAUUUCUGCUUA